AUGUCCUCCUUUACAGUCUUAGCAUUGGCUUCGCUCAUAGGAGCAGUUACGUGUGGUAAUGGGGGCAGUUAUGUUCUCCCGGGGAAUUAUGGAGAAAACAAUGGUCAGUUCGUACCAAGCGCUGUAGGACCUGGCCAAACUUCAUUCUCUGCAAUCGACUUCUCUUCCCACUUCACUGACCAGUCAUUCCGUCGCAACCAAAAUGGAGGAUAUAACCCUCGUACAGUUUCCUACAGAGCUUCGCAACCUCACUUCGUACAACAAAAUCCUACAGUGGUGAUGCCUCUUGCUCCAAGAUCAAAUUUCAGAGGACUAACAGAACAUGCCAUGCACAGACAACCCUACCGCCAACUGACGACAAGACCAAAAUUCAAUUCUGCUGGAGCAAAUUCUUAUGUUGCACCAGGUGGAUACGCUGGACCCGGAUACGAGACUGGUAUUGAUCAAAACCCGGCUCCAGAAGGUUACGUGACAGCUCCAGAUGUGAACUAUGAGGUUGAGGUAGAACACUCUCAGCUACCAGAACAACCUGAGCAAUACGGACCGAAAAUGCCUGCACCACCACACACUUAUGAAGAAGAACAAGAGGAAACUGACUCUGAAUAUGGUUCAGAAUCUACCGACCCCUCCACUCUUCCUCCUCCAGCUUCAGGUUUCGCUCAGACGGAAUAUGGCAGUGGAGGUACAUCGUACAUGAAAAGGAACGUUAAAGUGAGAUCUACUGGUGAAAGAGAGAAAAGAAAAGGUGCACAGACCGCUUAA
Molecule: messenger RNA, 762 nt
Organism: Auanema sp. JU1783
Lineage: Eukaryota; Metazoa; Nematoda; Chromadorea; Rhabditida; Rhabditidae
Source: the annotation of a GenBank genome assembly